AUCUUUGUGCAUUCAGAAUUCCGAGUGAAAUUGUGAACAAGCGACGCGUCGGAGUAGAGGCCCCAAACAUAUAAACCCCUCACACCCUCCCUCCUUCUUCUCCAUCGAUUCAUCCCCGUUCCUCUCGAGAUUUUUUCGAGAGGUUUCACAGACGUGGAUUACUUCAAUCUCCCAGUCACAGAAGAAGCAGAGAGAGGGAGAGACCGGUGGCGCUGCUACGUUUAUUUUUUCACGGGAGCUUUUUUCCCGAUUCUCUGCAGCUCGUAAUCCGAUUAGAUUCAUUCAGAGGCUACAGGAGUGUAAGCAGAUUCGUACUCGGUCGGAAUGUCGAUGAGCAAUUCCUUAGAGAAGUUGGCUUCAUGUGUCAUCCUCGAUCUGGAUGGAACCCUUAUCAACACAGAUGGUCUAGUUGGUGAGAUUUUAAGGGGAUAUCUGAGCAAGCAUGGCAAGCAAUGGGAUGGAAGGGAAACUCUUAAAAUAGUGGGAAAGACUCCGAUUGAGGCGGCAACUGCUAUUGUUGAAGAUUACGGGCUUCCUUGUGGAGUCGAUGAGUUCAACACGGAGUUCUACCAGUUGUUCUCUGCUCAGAUGAGCAAAAUCAAACCUCUUCCGGGUGCCAACCGGUUAAUUCAGCAUCUGAAGGGUAAUGGAGUGCCUAUGGCAUUGGCGUCCAAUUCUUCCAGGGCAAAUAUUGAAUCCAAAAUUUCUUAUCACAAAGGUUGGAAGGAAAGCUUCUCUGUUAUUGUUGGUGGCGAUGAAGUGACCCAAGGAAAGCCUUAUCCCGAAAUUUACCUUGAGGCAGCCAGGAGACUGAACAAAGAGGUAGCUAGCUGUUUGGUAAUAGAAGAUUCUACCCCGGGUGUUACGGCUGGUAAAGCUGCUGGGAUGAAAGUGGUUGCUGUUCCUUCACUACCUAAACAAACUCAUCUUUUUACAUCGGCAAACGAAAUAAUGAAUUCUCUGAUCGAUCUACGGCCUGAAAAAUGGGGGUUGCCUCCAUUUCAAGAUUGGAUUGAGAAUACUUUACCGAUUGAACCAUGGUGUAUUGGGGGGCCAGUUGUCAAGGGAUUUGGCCGUGGGUCCAAGGUGCUUGGAAUCCCCACAGCUAACCUGUCAACAAAGGAGUACGCAAGUGAGUUAGUUGAACACCCUGCGGGGGUGUACUUUGGUUGGGCUGGCUUGUCGACAAGAGGUGUUUUCAAGAUGGUGAUGAGCAUUGGUUGGAACCCAUAUUUCAACAACACCGAGAAAACCAUUGAACCGUGGUUGCUUCAUGAGUUUGGGGAGGAUUUCUAUGGUGAAGAGCUGCGUCUCGUGAUUGUUGGCUACAUACGCCCCGAGGCUAAUUUCCCGUCGUUGGAGAGGCUGGUGGAAAAGAUUCACGAGGACAGAGGAAUUGCGGAGAGAGCUCUCGAUCUUCAGCUGUACGCCAACUUCAAGGAUGACCCCUUCCUCUCAACAAACCCUCUUUUGCCAUAGAUAUCAUGGUCUUGGUUAGCAUAACCCUGGAUGGGGAUGCUCACAAGGCUCGACCACAUUCGUUAUUUGUGAAAUAAUUAAUGAGUAGACACUCCAUUAUUUUUUGGCCUUCAUUGAUAAUGGGAUGAUUUUUCCUAGGUUUUUCUUUU
Molecule: messenger RNA, 1628 nt
Organism: Tarenaya hassleriana
Lineage: Eukaryota; Viridiplantae; Streptophyta; Magnoliopsida; Brassicales; Cleomaceae
Product: bifunctional riboflavin kinase/FMN phosphatase
Exons: 11
Coding region: 325-1479 (384 amino acids)
Biological process (GO): riboflavin biosynthetic process; FMN biosynthetic process
Molecular function (GO): riboflavin kinase activity
Source: RefSeq, a predicted model, not a curated record